GUGCCACACAACAAAAGUGAAGCCCUGGAGCGCGCAGUUUCAGCUUCAAUAAGGAGCUGGUCGCCGUUUAACACACAAACCGCAAUUGUAUCGCAGUUUCCCGUCAAUUUAGGCAGAUUAGCAUUCUGCUCACUAGUAUCUUAAAGUAAAGCAUUCGUCUGCGGUUUUGUGGCCAACUUUUGAUCGAGCGGCGAAUACUCGAUAAAAUAUAGGACCAACAUCCAUUCAUGUGAUAGCAACUAUUUUUGGAGUUUUGUUUAACAAUUUAACCAUUGUUUACGGUUCACCUUGCUUUUCUUCUUUUGUUUUCCGUUUAAGGCUUUUUAUUUCAGGUUACAGUUUCUCAUUUUGGACUUUGGUCUUGUGUAAACUGUCCUAUUAGAAGAAACAUUAUCAAAUUCGAGAAGCGUGCUAUGCUUUUUCGGCAUCCAACCUUACUUCAGUAAAGUUUUAUACUCCUCAUGCCAAACGAUAUAUUGAGCUGCUCAUGGAAUCAGGAUUACACUUUUCUUGCUGUUGGCUCGGAACAAGGGUUCCGGAUCUAUAAAAGUCAUCCUUUUGCACUGUGUUAUUCUAAAGAGACGGAUCCUGUUCAAAUCGUUGAAAUGCUUCAUGCAACUUCCCUCAUAGCACUUGUCCAACUAGUCCCUAAAUCACCAAGAAUGCUUCGUUUAGUAGACGUAAAGACGGAUUCGAUUAUAGCUGAACUGUAUUUUCCUAGUUCGAUUUUCCAUGUUCGAUUGACGAGUGACAGAUUAGUUGUUUUAUUGGAUAAGCAACUUUUCCUGUAUUCUUUGAAUGAUUUGCAUUUGCUUAAUAUUUUACAAACAUCAACUUGCCUGCCUACGGCGGUUACAGUUGAUCGGCGAUAUAUGGCAUUUCCAAACAAAGUCAAUGCUGGAAACUGUGACAUAGUAAAUAUGGAAGAUGCUGAUGUUGUUGCGCUUAUAAAGGCACAUUCUACUGAGGUUUCUUGUAUAGCCCUUCAUCCAAAUGGGAAGUUGAUAGCCACAUCUUCAAAAAAGGGUACAGUGAUUAAGGUCUUUACAGUACCAGAAGGAAAUUUGAUAUGUUUACUGCGAAGAGGUUACAAACAUGCUUCCGUGAAUGCUCUCGCCUUUCAUCCUGACUUGGCUUUUUUAGCGAGCGUAUCUGAAAAUGGAACUGUUCAUAUAUACCGUUUGCCUGAAACUUCAGGAAAACAUGGCUUAAAUGCUGAAGUUCCGAAAGUGCAUUCGACAUCAAACUCAUGGUCAAAAAGUCUCUCAUCUCGACUGGCUCGUAUAUCAGAAGCUCAGCGAGAUUUUGCUACUGCAAGAAUCCCUGAAACUACUUUUGCAGGAAGUAUUUAUUUUUAUGGUCCAAGUUCUCAGAUUCAUAUUGCUUCGCUUUCAGGUCAUUACUAUUGUUUCAGUGUUAAUUACAGUAGCGGAGGCUCUUGCCCUUUGAUACACCAAUUCUCUUUUCAAGCUUAAGAUUUUUAUAUCUUAGAUUAUGUAUGUUAUCAACAGCGCUUUGAUUGGGUUCUUUUGGUAAAAACUUUGCAUUAUGAUUAAGUCCCCCAUUACAAGGUGACUUUUUGUUAUGAUUUUAUGUUGAUGAAUUAAUAAUAUUGAUGCUGCUGCACGACGAAAUGCUACGGUAAGAGAUGGUUCGAUGACGACUCGUGGUUAUAGGAAAAGCACCUUAAGAGAUUUAUGUAAAGUAACCCAUGUAAAAUUGUCUUGCAUACCGGAUGCCACUGCUCUAAAUCAGCAUAAUUAAAUGAAAAUGUUGAAAAAUUUACUUUUGGUUACAAAAUAUUGUAAUAAAAUCACUAUUACGCUAUUCGCCAAGCAAGAGGCACAGUUGUCAAAUUGAAUGUAUCCAAAU
This is a messenger RNA of Schizosaccharomyces japonicus yFS275, 1872 nucleotides long. RefSeq names its product WD repeat protein. Gene Ontology annotation, cellular component: cytoplasm; phagophore assembly site. NCBI's taxonomy places the organism in Eukaryota, Fungi, Ascomycota, Schizosaccharomycetes, Schizosaccharomycetales, Schizosaccharomycetaceae. The record is from RefSeq and is a predicted model, not a curated record. The transcript is spliced from 5 exons. Gene Ontology annotation, biological process: macroautophagy. Bases 462 to 1475 code for a protein of 337 amino acids.